UGUAGCAUCACGACUCUGGUGUUGGCUGUUCCAUCCGAGUCCCAGUGUACCACAUGGAAAUCAGCAUGAAAUCUCCUCUGGCCAUCCUUCUCUGCUUCUCGCUUUCUCUGCACAUGGGAGUGGAAGGGGCACCUAAUGGUACGGAAUCUCGCGAAGAAGAAACUUGGAGACUCCAGCAACCAGGUCCAGAAGUAGAACAACCUGUCACUGUAGAAAGCCUCAAGGAACAGCUGAAAACGGCGAUAGAAACGAUGCAGAGUACGAUGGCUAUCGCAGGGGACUGUGUUAAUCGACUCGGAGAAGAAAGAAACAAGAUGCGCGAGAAAUACUCGUAUAUCGGAAUUUUGUACCUUUUCUACCUCCAUCAGGAGAUUCUCACGAACCGACACCUCAUGAAGGAGCUCCUCAACGUUUCUCAGAUGGUAUGCCAUUUCGUACCGGCGCCGGACCUCAGCCCCACGCCACUGCCUGCAAAGCCUUGCAAUGAUCCACCCCCAGGAUUGAGCAAGAUGAUUCGAGGAGUUGACGUUACAAAGUUGGACUUGUUUCCCCUGGACUUCUCCAAAGACGAUGGCUUCAGAAAACCCAUCGUUGACUUCACCUGCGACAAGGGAGCCACGGUUUCCAUCAACGAGAAAAACUACGACAUACCGGAACAGGUAUCGAGCGUGACGCGCAUUCCGGGUGGUUCAGUCUUAUCCGGAGUGCAGAUCUUCAAAUCCCACCGGGACGUGAAGCGUUCCAUGGCCGUCGAAGCGGGCGCUGAGCUGACCCUCGAGACGUUCGGAUUCUCAUCUAGCUCCUCUUAUCAGCACAUGCAGAACACCAUCAUGAACACGUCACGCUACAUCGAGGAGGUGUCUUCCUUCGAUUCUGCCGUGCAGGCCGACUUAUCCUUAGAGGAGGAAUUGAAUCUUGGCAAAUCUGCCAAAUCGUUCGUCGACAAACUGCUGCCGGCAAACUUCACCGAUGAUCCUGGUCCUUAUGAGAAAUUCAUCGCAACUUUCGGCACGCACUAUUUCCAAAACGGAAAAUUUGGAGGCGUCAUCAAGCUGAUAAUGGAGACUAAAUCCGAGUAUUUCGAUCAGAAAACCGAUGAGCAGAUCAAAGCAGAGGCACAGACGUCCUACUCGGACCUUACCAUCAAGAUUGGCUACAAGGACUCAAUCGUAAAAAUCGACAAGAAGUUUGAAGAGAUGACCACAAAACACGCCAGGUACUAUGGCGGCAACACAAACUUGCUUGCAUCCGAUGGGAUGCAGAUCUGGCAGCCAACGGUGUUGUCGGACCCCUGGCUGUUCUCAGGAAAGCUGUCACCCAUCAGCAAUCUGAUCCGGGAGGAAAGGAAACGUACUUCCAUGGAGCAGGCAGUCACCAACCACGUACUGCACGCCUAUCUUGGGGAGCUGGCCAGGAUCGUUCAAGCGAUUAACUUAGGUUGUAAUUCCAGAAAGAAGUGUGUCGGAAUAUUUGGGACUCUGACCAUUUUUGAUAUUUUGACGAGAGAUUCGCUCGAGACACUCACGGCCAGAAUCACCGCACUCCAAGGCCAGCGUCUGCUGGACAAGACUGAAGUAGAGGGCCUUGGGAAGGAAGUGGAGACCAUAAGGGCAUAUGAGGGCAUAUUGUCGCAUCGAUUGGACGAAGAUCCUUACCUCCUCCUCACCUCUAGGACAUUCCCACGUCCAAAAAUAGCCUUUGGCAUUGAGAACCUUCCUCGGGACAUAGAGUAUGAAGGAAAAAUUAGAAGGAAGUGA
Messenger RNA from Darwinula stevensoni, 1757 nucleotides. NCBI's taxonomy places the organism in Eukaryota, Metazoa, Arthropoda, Ostracoda, Podocopida, Darwinulidae. The record is from the annotation of a GenBank genome assembly.